UACUUCUUCCCUAACUCACUUGUUCUCUAAAUCAUUGAGAUAUAGGACCGUUAUACCAAGCACUCGAUUCAUAUCAUUCUUCAAUCAACCCUGGUAUUGACCUCUCGAUGUAUCAAGGUUAAUAUUAUGUUCCAUUGUGUGUGUUGCCUCGAAACCCAGAGCGAGUCGGAAGGAAAUUGCCUCACGUUCAACAUAUGUAUAUAGGAUAAGGAAUUAUAAUGGUAUAAAGCAUAGAGUUUAUAAGGUUGGACGAGAUGAGCAUAUCUUCUUAACAAAAUAUUUGACGUGUUGAACCUGAGCUAUUCCUGUUAGCAGGCAUUGCAUUCAUCUAUCUCACCCACUCCGCGAGCUCUUGAGUGGGAAGCCUAGGGUCUGAAGUUCAAGUAGUUGUUUAUCAUCGCAAACCUGGAGUCAACGAUCGACCAUCUACGAUGAUAGCACGCCGCAGUCAAUGCUUGGAUCCGCCAUAAUGUCAUCUUCCUCUCUACCAAGUUUCUAGUAUGGAGCAACGAUGAGGCCAAUGUCCCGGUGUGCGUACGUGACUGAAAUACCGUGUCUACUAGCUAGAAUCAAUUUUGAUGUCAGCAUCAGCUUGAGAACACGAUAAGUGUGAACCGUAUUGUCUGCUCCACUGCCAUCUCGCCUCAGGUCUUUGUGCAUGCAUAAACCAUAUAACGGAUCCUCCCUCGAGUAAUACCAUUAUCGUAUGGACGGUUCGGUGAUGAGAUACGAGGUCUUGUUAGAGCAUCUCUUCUUGCGAACGAAUUAUGGAAAUUGGGAAUAGCUUCGCGUAUCAGGAUGACAACGCCUUUUUCCUUCGUUAAGUUUCCAUUGCCUGGUCCUCAUGUGGCAGAUAUGGAAAAGAAUUUGGACAUUUUUGAUAGAUAUUAAUUAACAUCGUUGCUGCGUCAAGGGAUGCUACAUCGUGACGUCAUCAUAAUCACGAACUCCCCAUUUCCAUUAGCCCCGUUAGCCACGUAAAACCUUUUUUUUCUGAUGAGGAUAAGUUUUAGAGAUCAAUUUUAAAGAUUACUGAGCACCAAUCUUUCAAUUAAAGUAAGUUAUAUCCUCCGCAGCCACUGUCUAACGCAUCAAUACACUAUAAUCAUUAACAUAAUUGAUUAGGUUAACGAUUGUCUAUGUGCUCUCCAGUCUUUUGUUUUGGUCAUGGUGGCUCAUCGUGGACAUGUACAAUUAUUCAGAUGCGGAAAGGUUUAACUAACUUGAUAUUUCGAUUAGACAAACACGGUUAGCUAUAAUGGAUCAGUACACAGUAAAGUGAACUUUGGAUUUGUUAUCUUCCACCGAUCUUCCAGCUGAUUUCGUUCAAACACACCACGCCAUUGAUGACAACAGACUGGACCUGGAAUAAUAUACAGUAUAUAAAUAUCAAGUAUGUCAUGGGCGUUUGCGUGCUACAGGAGGCGUUAAACUCUCAAGAACUAUGAUCUUAAUUAUGCUAAUAAAUCCCAUCUUUUGAGAUGUGCUCAAUAUAGAGACUUUCGUGUUCAGUGUGUUUAGGAACAACGGAUAAACCGUAUGAUAAACUGUCUUUCAAUCGACUUGGAGAUGAUAAAUGAUGACAUAGAGAGCUAUAAAUUGAGCACGCUAUGGAGUCGGAAUUAGAGAAAGGAGGGCCGUCCGAGUUCGAUCAGAAGAUCAUCGAGGGUUUCUUCAGGGAGCACUGCCACAGUAGUCAUUCUCGAUUGGGACGAUUGGACGUCGAUUGUUGGUCAGUCACUCGACGACUUGUUGCGUUCCUCUCCGAGAUCGAUGACCGCGAAGCGUCAGAGUCUCCACGUCGUGUUCGUUGGGUCAUCCAAAAGCCUUUAUCGGUGUUACGAGAGCCAAAACGAUACCACCCCAUAAAACGACGCAUUGCUCAAAUCUUUCGCAAACGAUUACUCGCAGAGGACCAUCACGUUUCUAGAAAGGACAAAUCCCGCCAAAUGCGACAACGCAUUACGAACGCAACAACAACGGUCUUCGACAGCUCGACAAUAAGUCAUUGGGUCGUCGAAUGGAAGGGAUACAUUGUUGAUGCAACGGUCAUGCAGUUUAUUGAACUUGACCAUGUUCUAGACAUCGAUGGGCUGAACGAAUUGAGGAAAAGAUGCUAUAAUGAUGAUCAAUCAAUGACGUUUAAAAGUUGUUCAGACAUUCAUCCUCCCUGGGUGUAUAAUCUUGUAUCGAGGGGAGGAUCGUAUAACGAUUAUGCGUUGGGCGUGGCCACCAAACCAUACUUUUUCGGCAGUGAGAACGAACACCCAGUCAGGUGUCACGCUGAGGUGGUCAAUCAGCAUCUCUCCUCAUGAUGAUCAACCCCCAUAAGGUUAAGAAGUACAGCAAAUGUUUUCAGACGUGGCGAUAUUAAUGAAACGGGUAUUAAAACAAUCUUUCUUGAUAUUUUUCUUUCUUUCUUAUCAUGGCAGUCAGGUAUAUUUUGAGCUACUUAUGAAUCAAAAUAAUUCACAAUAACACUUCCGUUCUUCUGGACUUUCAUAAUUUUCUACAUUGAUUUUGGUCUUCCGGAUUCAGUUUCUAGCAUUUGUACUGAAAAUACAUUACUGCACAUGCUCUAAUUUGAAAUUGAAAUUUCAUGCCUGACAUAUACAUGUAUAGAUUUGGUAGGCGAGUGAGCGAGUUCAUCGAACUGAUUUAAAAAACAAAACAUGAAAUAUGUGUAUUUUACAUUUUUGUCUUGUUUCAGUUGAAUUCAAAUAUAAUGACGUGUUAGGAGGGCGGAGGGUGAUAGGGCCUUGUUCUCAUUGUACUACCUUGAUUAAAGGCCU
Lytechinus variegatus (green sea urchin) is the source of this 2792-nucleotide messenger RNA. RefSeq lists its product as uncharacterized. Bases 1611 to 2315 code for a protein of 234 amino acids. The record is from RefSeq and is a predicted model, not a curated record. The transcript has 3 exons. NCBI's taxonomy places the organism in Eukaryota, Metazoa, Echinodermata, Echinoidea, Temnopleuroida, Toxopneustidae.